CCGAACGCAAGGCACAUUUUGUAAAAAAAAGAAGAAGAAAAAUACAAUCGACAUGACAUAACCACAAACAAAUAUCUACCACUCGAUUUCAAAAGUGUACACAGUUUUUUUCUAUUUUCUUCUAUAAUUUCAACAAAGAAAUGGGCAAGACAAAAAAAACUCGUAAAAUCGCCGUAAACCGAUUCGCCAAAAUGAAGAAAAUGAUUAGCCCGAGCGACCCCAGAAUCAAAGCGUCGCUGAGGGCGCCCCCGAAACGUAAAAAACCCGAAGACCCUCAUCAAAUCAAAGUGCACGAAGCCCCGCAAGCCAGCUCGGCUUUGUUUUUCCAAUACAACACCCAAUUGGGACCGCCUUACCACAUUUUAAUCGACACCAACUUUGUUAACUUUGCCAUUAAAAACAAACUAGAUAUAAUACAAAACAUGAUGGACUGCCUUUACGCUAAAUGCAUACCAUACAUAACAGAUUGUGUCCUGGCUGAAUUGGAAAAAUUAGGACAAAAGUACAAAGUGGCUUUGAGAAUAAUAAAGGAUCCUAGAUUUGAAAGGAUCCAUUGUAUGCACAAAGGGACAUAUGCUGACGAUUGUUUAGUUCAAAGGGUCACUCAACAUAAAUGCUAUAUUGUUGCAACAAACGAUAAGGACCUCAAAAGGAGGAUAAGGAAAAUACCUGGGGUGCCAAUAAUGUAUAUUUCCCAACACAAGUUUACUAUUGAGAGGAUGCCCGAUGCUUAUGGGGCACCUAAAACAUAGUAGAAUACAAAUGUAAUAAAAACUUGAUAUAUUUGGAUUUUUUUAUUACGUACACAACUACAGUUUGAACUGAACAUGCAUUAAUAUUUCCCAACUCCUUUCCUUUUAAUUUUCUUAUUGAGCAUCUGCAGUGACGUCACUAGAAAAAGCCUUGCUUUUUUUCAUUCGGUGGGUAUUAUUGCCUAUCUUUAUUUGUAACAUACAAAAUAACAAAGACAAAUUGAUCGAUGGACGGAAGAAGGAGAGCAAAGAAGUUGUUUACUGACAACAAGACAAAAACAUAACCUCAAAAAUAUUUGUUAUCUUUUAUCAAAAACAUUACUUUUCCACUUUACUUCCAAGUAAAAAAAUAUGCCAGCAUAAGCAAAAUAAUAUUGUUCCAUAAAAUCCAAGAAAAAACAUGGACCUACAAUAUUGGUUAUUUGUAGGCUCGGCCUUAGGAUUUUCUUUAGUGCUAGCGUUUUGUAUUAUAGUGAAGUCAAUUUCACAAGCAUACCAUAUAGUGUAUAGAUCGAAAAAAGAAUUACACUUUUAUGACCCUGUCAACGGCGAAGAAAUAAAAUUUCCCAGUAUUAAUGAUAAUCCCAGUGUUAAUUUGAGUAUAGUUGUUCCUGCUUAUAAUGAAGAAAAGAGGCUUCCUCCCAUGUUGGAUGAAUGUUUGGAAUUUCUGGAAACCAGACAAAAAAAACUUCCCAGUUUCACUUACGAAGUUAUAGUAGUCAGUGAUGGAAGUACUGAUGCUACAGUAAAUGAAGCAUUAAACUACAGCAAGAAAUAUGGCAUUGAAAAAGUAAGGGUGCUAGAGCUGGAACGAAAUAGAGGCAAAGGGGGCGCUGUCAGAUUAGGCAUGCUGAGUACUAGAGGAGCCUUAUUGCUUUUCGCUGAUGCCGAUGGCGCUACCAAGUUUGCAGACUUAAUUAAGCUGGAAGAGAGUAUUGAAAACUUGAUUUCAACUAAUUAUUUAUCUGAGUCUUCAAAAGCAUCUGAUUUAUUAGCAAUCACUGUAGGUUCAAGAUCCCACUUAGAAGAAGAAGCUGUUGCAAGCAGAACCUUUUUCAGAACAAUUUUAAUGUACGGAUUUCAUUUUUUGGUUUGGUUAUUUGCGGUGAGAGGCAUCAAGGACACACAAUGUGGCUUCAAAUUGCUGACCAGAAAGGCUGCUAGAUUGUGUUUUGAUAGUAUGCAUGUAGAAAGAUGGGCGUUCGAUGUUGAACUGCUUUAUAUAGCACAAAAGUUGAAAAUUCCUAUUUCUGAGGUGGCUGUUAGGUGGACGGAAAUCGACGGUUCGAAAGUGACUCCGGUUUGGAGCUGGUUACAAAUGGGCAUGGAUUUGGUUUUGAUUUGGCUAAGGUAUACCAUAGGGGCUUGGAAAAUUAAGGAGAGCAACAAAAACGAGUGAUUUAUUUACUUGAAUAACAGCUUAUAUUAGUAAAAGAAAACAAUUAUAUGAUUAUAAGUUUUAAACAUAAUAUAUUUGUAUUAUUGUGCCUAAAUUUGUUUGUUUUUUAAAAUUUUUAUUUGUGUCCUAAUGAGGGGUCAACCACCCACGAAAAAAACGUACAGUGAUUUCCAGUUUCUUGGAGUACCUUAUGAUAAGAUCAAACAAAUAUGAUGUGAAAAGCAAAGGGCCUUAUUAUCAAACCCUGGACAACUCCGCUAUUAACAAGAUGUUGAUUUGGCCAUUGAUACAAUCUCUCUUGCUGGUCUAUUACUACAAUGGGACCUCUCCAAAGUGUUUCAACUUUUCUAGAAGUAGUGUGACGAUCCAGGUGGUGAAUAUUGUAGAUAUGAAUUUAUGAUUUUUAACUUAAAAAAAUACAAUAUUCUGGCGAGAAAUACAAUAUUCUUUCAUUAGAAUUAUUGCCACGAUUUUUUUAACACUUUGUCAUGCUGAAGCGAAGUAUUAAAGGUGUUUCCAAAACGAUUACCUCUUUAGACGUGGUGAGAAUAACUGUUUACAAUAAUGGAAAUUAUUACGGGUAUGUCAUAAAAGGAAAGAAAAAUGCAUCAAUACAGAAUUAGACAAGUAGAUUAUCUGGGACUCUGUCAAAUGCUUCCUCAUAAUCGAGAUAGAUGACAUCUGUGAGCUGAAAAUUAUCAUGGUUGUCUGUCCAGUCUUGAAGACAUUCAAGUAAAUUUGUUGUUGUAGAACGUUUAGAGAGAAAUUUGUGUUGUGGUAUGAGAUUUUUCCCAAAGAAAAACGACAGAACUUAUAUGGAAGAUAUUUAUUUUGUGAAGGACUAAAAAUUUAGAAAACACUUAAACAGUAGGAGCAGGAGGUAAAAUCACUCUAUUCAUGAAAAAAAUGAAAACCCUGUAAAAAAAAUAUAUUAAACCUCAAAACAAGAUGGGAGUUAAUGAUUUCAUAGAAAACUUCAAUGUCUUGAAAUUAGCAAGUUGAGAAAAUAAAACAAACAGUGCAAUUACAUGAAUGUUUAAUUAGCUGACUAAAACUAAAUGUGAUAUAAUAAUAUAUGCGUGUAUAUAAUAUAUAAAAAAAUCUUAAUUUUAAUGUGAAAAAGUUAACUCACAAAUUUUCAGUCUCUUACAGAGCACUGAUAAACAAGUUAAGUUAACUUUCCAAUGUUGUUUCCAUACCCACUAAUAUAACUAACUAAAACUAAAAAAAGAAAAACGCUUAAAAUAUCUUUCCUUAAAGAUUACUUUCUAUCAAUCUUAUAUUAAAAAAAAUCAUUAAUUGAUAAGGCCCUUGGCUUUGAAGAGAUCGCGCAUAAGUCCCUUCAAGUACUUGAUUUCCCUUUGCAAAUCAGUAAUUUGAUUACUCAAUUCACCAUGUAUGUCAAGCAAACCUUUUUCUUCGGUCAAAAUAAUUUCAACUUCGGCCUUUUUCUUCAAACGAUAACGAGUAGCGGCAUUUUUGUUUUGCUCUUUUUUACGAUUUUUCUUGUCAUCAGGGGAAUAUGGUUUGUUGCUGCUACGUUUACGUCCUUUUUUGGUUUGUUUUUGAUUGAAUGAAGCGUCGCCGUUGUCAGUCGACUCCGGGAUCCAUUCAGUAUCAUCUGAAGAUGAAGAAUAAUCACCAAAAUUACUACUCUGGCUGCUGCUCGUCGGCGAAGAAGAGCCGCUGCUGCUCCAUUGCAUAUCCUCAACAGUUGAACGCACGAUUUCGUCGACAACAGCCAAUUCGCGUGCGAUAUCUGGUUGAGGCGUUGAAGCAUAAUUGUACAGAAGAAACUAUGGCCGAUGGAGCUCCUGGUUCUAAAGUGGUGAUAACCACUGCUGGUGGACUUUGCGGCGGUGUUAAAGUAACCGCGUGGUUCAACUCGAAAUAGACAUUUUCUAAAUCGUUGAAGACAUAAGUGGGUUCUUCAGCUGGAAGUUCGUAAUAUUCGGGCUUGAUUGGUACCGCCACUGCACCGUGAGGCGGUUCCAUGUCGUCCAGCAGGGGGAGCAUUUUUUCGUCAAGGAGAAAUGACGAUUCUGCAAAAAAAAAAAUACUAUUUAAUUGCAGUUUGAUAAUUGCCAUAUUUGGGUGCAAAAAAUAAUUAAAUAUUCCAACGUCCUACACGAGUCAGUGAUUGCCACACCCAGCCUGCAUUGGUAACUUUCACAGUAGGACAUUUUCAUAUUUAAUAGUUCUUUUUGUUAAAUUUUCCUGCAAUUAUUAUUAAUAUAGUGAAAAAAUGGUUUACAAGGAUGUGGAACGAUUUCUAAAAUCUUGUAAUGGUUGUAGAUGAAAGUGACUUUAAAUUUGCAUUUACAUCCCAAGUAGUAGCUUGUUUUUAAGUUAUUUUGCAUCUUCUGGGUGAAUUAAUUCAUUUGUUUGAUAGUUUAUUUUAGGCGAUCAACGAAGAAAUUUUCUGUGAAGCAAAGAAUGAGUCAAGAAAUUCGAAUCAGUAUCAAAUCUAGAAAGUAAAGACUGAGUACAUUCUAAGAGUCUAAUACUUAGGUUCUAGGUCAAAAUCUGGGUACAUUCUAGGAGUAUCUAGUAAAAGAACCUGAUUCUACUAGAAGUUCAAGAAUAUUUUGAGAUGUUCGAAGCUUUUAUCGCAGAUCUGGUAUAUAAGUUUUUCCAGUAAUAAGUAAUCAAGAAUUCCAAUGAGUAAUCAAGUUCAAUUGAUAGACCUUCUAGGAAGUAAAGACUAACUAUGCUAGGAUAUAGAAAUUGAAGUCCAUUGCAAAUCAUUUAUGUAAGCUCUCCAGGAUGAAUCAAGAAAUUCGAACCACAAUCAAAUUUGAAUAUGUAGAUAAUGUAAAUUAUUAAGUCAAUUCUCAAAUCACCCUAUCAAUAAGAUUAAUCUGCUUAAGUAACUUGACCAGCCUUGAUAGAAUUUUUCCAGAAAAACAUUUACACCUUAUGGGUGGGGCCUAUAGAUAUUAGAUCAAAGAAAAACAAAUCAAUUAUCGCACAUUAUUUAUGUAUAUAUAUUAUAAAUAAAUCAAUUUAUCCCAUUUUAAUGAAUAAUUUAUUUGUUUAUGACAAUGGGACGAUAAGCAAAACGCCUGGCAACAAAACAAUAAAAUAUAGAAUUUAUUUGUCCACUACGGGGAGUUUAAUAAAGAAAUUAACUAAAAAACUAAAGCUCCUUCUGUCACCGUUCUAUUCACGAGGCCGUCUACUGUUAGAUAGUAAAACUUCUAAUUAGGCCUGCCUGUGCUUUAAAUAAAACAGCAAAGAUUUUGUAACAAACAACCUGACCCAAGUUGAAUGCAUUUUUAAUGGCUUGCACAAAUAGUUGAUAGUAUUUAUGUAUGUAUUUUGGUCGAUAGAGCAGAACAGCUGCACAUAUCAGUAUUAUUUAUAUUUUGAUAGGCUUUGCAACUUGGUAACAACUAUCAGAUAUCUUUGGACUGUGCCCUAUGUCUUUAUUGAUUUUACAACAAUGUAAAGUUUUUCUGAAAUCAUUAUGUUAAAGAAGAAGUUUACGAAAAAAAGACUGAAAUUAAUUUGGCCACAUGUUAAUUUUUUUUUCCUGCGAUUUAAAUUUCGAAAAGUGUUUUGAGUUUAUUACUGGUAUUUCAGUUCAAAAUAAUGUGCAACCUUAAUAUUAAAAUAUGGAUACACUGAUUCUUGCAUUUGAAAAUUGUGCAAAACGUAUUAAAUCAUUGGAACAAGUCCAAAUGACGAACCGAAUCUAUAUAAAGAAAGCGUAUUUGUAAUUGUAAAUAUUGGCCAAAGGCAUUCACAGUGAUGACAGCCGAAAUUGAACAUGGGAGAAUUGUUGGAAGAGCUCAAAAGAAAUUCAGAAGAUUACUUGAUGAGGAAGAAAAAUAUGGAAGAUUUUUAUAUUCAGAAGUGGAUGAAGAAGAAGAAACUUCACAGUAGUUGCAAUUUGCAAGUAUUAUGGACAUUUUCAUGAAAAAGGGUUGUUGAAGAGCAAAACCACCAGGGAAUUUUGAAAGAAGUUGGAUGAAUAAAAGUCAUCAUCAGACGUUAUGGUUUUUUCUUCUAUUAAAAUAGACUCGAGGGGUAAACCGCAAGGGAAACUUGGUGUACAAAUUAGGGGAAAUCAAGAAACAAUCUGAAAAAUCUAAGGCAAUCAGGGAAAAUUAUAAGGAAAUCAAGGGAAAUCUUAAGGAUCUCGGGAGAAAUCAGUAAAUCUAUAGAUGUAAC
Molecule: messenger RNA, 6327 nt
Organism: Ceutorhynchus assimilis (cabbage seed weevil)
Lineage: Eukaryota; Metazoa; Arthropoda; Insecta; Coleoptera; Curculionidae
Source: the annotation of a GenBank genome assembly